AUGAAUGUUUUCAUGUCUCUAUAAUAAUUAGACUAAUUACCAAGGGAUUUCAUAAAAAGAAAAAUCAUGAUCAACUUAGAAUGUAUAAACUAAUAUUGAUAAAACUAGAAACUAAAUAUAAGGUAAUUGAUGAAGCAGUUCAGCUGUUAGAAUGGAAGAUCACACCUUCUGAAGUUGAAUGCCAUAUCUUUUGGAAAGAUACUUAUGUAACUGAUGAAGAAUAUCGUCGUUUAUUACCAUACUAGAGAAUUAAUCAUUUUCCUGGAUCUUAUAUGUUAGGGAAAAAGAAUGAACUAUGUCGUAAUUUAAAUAGAAUGAGGAAAAUGUUUCCUGACGAUUAUGAUUUCUUUCCAAGAACAUGGCAAUUACCUUAUUAAAGUGAAGAGGUCAGACAAAAAUAGGGAAAAGCUAUCUUUAUUGUUAAACCAGAAGCAAAUUGUUAAGGCAGAGGAAUAUUUCUUACCAAAAAAUUAGAUCCAUUUCUUGAUAAGCACUAUGUAGUAUAAGAAUAUCUAAGUAAUCCAUAUUUAAUAGAUGGAUUGAAAUUUGAUCUAAGGUAUAAAUUUAUUAAAAUAUUAGAAUAUAUGUACUCCUAAAAUCUAUCUAUCCAUUGAAAAUAUUUAUGUAUCAAGAGGGUCUUGCAAGGUUUUCAACUAAAAAAUAUGUAAAACCUUAAAAGAAAAAUCUAGGAAGUGUUACAAUGCAUCUAACAAAUUAUGCUAUUAAUAAAAGAAGUAAAGAUUUCGUAUUCAAUAAUGAUACUAAUAAAGAUGAUGUUGGACAUAAAAGAUCACUGUCAUCUGUAUUGAAAGUAAUAAUAUGAAGUAUCCAAAGUAUUUACAAGAUCAAGGUCAUGAUAUAAAUUAAUUACUAAAUCAAAUAAAAAAAGUGAUUGUUAAGACUAUAUAAAGUGUAUAAGGAGAUUUGACUCAUCUAUAUAGAUCAUAAUAACAUAAUACCGAUGGCAUUGAAUAGUGUUUUGAAUUAUUUGGAUUUGAUAUUCUCUUAGACUCUUCCCUUAAACCUUGGUUACUCGAAGUUAAUCACACUCCAUCAUUUUCGACAGAUACACCAUUAGAUAAAAUUAUUAAAAGAAAUCUGAUUAGGGAUACCUUAAUACUUCUGGAUGUCAAAAAUAAACCCAAAAAAAUAUACUUAGAUUAAAAAAGAGCUCCUGUUUAUUAGAGACCAAUCAAAAUGAGUUUAGAGGAAAAAGAGAAAUAAUAAAUCAAAAUGAGUCUUUAUGAAGACAAACAUUUAAAUGGUUACAUCAAAAUCUAUCCUGAUGAAGUACAUUUAUAUCUAUUAACAGGAAGAUUAAAGAUUAUUAUGAAUAAUUUAUGCCUCCUAAACUUAAGGAAAGAGAUAGUAUGAUCAAUUAAUAGCUUGAAUAAUUUAAGAAUGUAGAAAGAGCAUUAAAAAACUAUAUUGAGGUUAAACCUUCAAAAUCAAAAAAUGCUAAAAGGCUAUCUACAAACUAGUCUUUAAGUGAUUUGGAUGGUUAAUCUUUGUAAUAAUUAACAGGAAGAAAUACUGUAAUUCCUUAGACUAGAGCUGUUUCUUAAUAACGUCCUUUUAGUAGCAUUACAACAAUAAAUAGAACAAUUAGUGCUGUAAGAAAGCCUGUCUUAUCAAAUUAAUACUAAAAUUUAAAUACAUCUUAAAAUUAAAAAAGAUUAGUUUACCCUUCGCCUGUAGAAUUUCACCCAAAACCUGUUUAUAAAAUGAUUCCUAUUAAAAACUUUAGUUUCUAGAAAAUUGAGAAUAAUCAGAAAAAUGAAUGA
Messenger RNA from Paramecium pentaurelia, 1784 nucleotides. NCBI's taxonomy places the organism in Eukaryota, Ciliophora, Oligohymenophorea, Peniculida, Parameciidae. The record is from the annotation of a GenBank genome assembly.